GAGAGAACGUCGCUUUAUUAAGCUAAUGUAUCAGGAGGGCUUCCUGAUCAAGGAAAUGGGUGCGGAUGGCGCGUGUCUCUUCCGUGCAGUUGCAGAUCAAGUUUACGGAGAUCAAGAAUUGCAUAGCAUUGUCCGGGAGGAUUGCAUGGAUUACGUUGCUACUCAUCGUGAUUACUUCUCGUCUUUCAUAACGGAGGAUUAUGAAACUUAUGUCUGUCGAAAGCGCCUUGCUUGGGAGUAUGGAAACCAUGUGGAAGUUCAGGCCAUCAGCGCACUUUACUGCAGAAAUAUUUGCAUCUACUCUUACUUGCCCGUCCCGAUCGUUGUCACUCCACUGACGGAGGCCUCUGGAGAACCGAUAAGCAUAUCUUAUCAUAAGAAUAUCCAUUACAAUAGCCUGGUCAAGAUUGAGGAUGGCAUGGACAUCUUUAACUCGUACACCACCGGCCACAAGAAAUAUCUCAAGAACAACACUCACAACAUGGGGAUGAGGCCUAAGAGAUUUAAGUUCACGGAUACAUCUAAAGAGAAGGACGAUCCUCACGAAUCCCACGACAUCGACAUUGACGUCCCCUCCAUGAAAAGCAAGAAUGAAGAUCUAUUCAACAAGUUGGAAAGUUUACUUGAAGCAACUCACUGGAACGCGGUUCAGACUUAUCGAACGUACGAGAUGAAGAAAGUGGGCGUAGAGGAGUAUACGUGGGGGAAGGUGAAUAGUGGUCCUUCAUUUACUCAGCCGUGUACGACGUGGUCAAAGUGCAAGGAUGGCUCAGGCUAUUAUGAGAAGUCCUGCCUGCCUGGUAAAUGGGAAUUUCGUGGAUCGUGGGUCUACACAUGCUCGGGAUCAAACCCUCACGCAGCCGAACAAUCCGCUAAGUUUGCUGCAGCAUACCGCAUCAAAUUAUGUGAAAUUGGAAGCCAGAUGUACCCGGACAGCUAUCCAAAAUGUGCAAAUCAACAAGAACGACACAAAGCGUUAAGCCAUUUGUCGCGUCUGGACCUCAUGAAGCGUUUGUUUUUGGAUGUAGAAGCUCGGAGAAAUCCAAUAACAAUGUUCAUUGAAAGAAGUCCUCUAGUUGCAAAAAAUGCUGUAACCUGCCAAUGGUACUCAACAGGAAGAGUUUACGGAUCGUAUGGAAAAGACGCACUCGAGGAAGCCUUGAAGACGUACGAAGAAACAAAGGAGGAUCAGUCUUUGGCAGAACUUGCAAGAAAGACCAAAAUUUCAUUUUGUACUCUAAGGGAUAACAUCGCAAGACGUCAAAUUGCUUUUGUUCCUCAUACGUCAGGACGAAAAGCACAAAGCGGAACCCCCGAAGACUACAAAAAAGCGAUUCGACUUUAUGUAGAAGAAAAGAAAAGCUUUCAAGAAGCUGCUAGAAUUGCGAGCGUUAACCCAUCUACUCUUACUGAUAAGGUCAGGAGCUUGGGAUUAAGUCGAUCAUUAUCGGAGGCAGCGUUGUGCAAAAUUAAGAAAAAGAAAUAGUGGUGUCCUAAGGGAUUCGUCUGUCUGGGCAUGCCAACGAUGGCUGGUCUAGCUUCGACAAGUUUUUUGCCUCCAUGUUAACUACGUUUCAACUCAUUAUUCUUGAUUACUUGGAAUGACUCUUAGUUGUUACUUUUUAUUGUAAAUGAAUCAAAUGCAAAUUAUUGUUUACAUACAUGAAUUAUUUCAAUUUUUUAUUUGUUAUUACAAAUACAUUCUCGAUAUUAUCUCUUUCUGUGGUUGAUUUUUUUAAAGUAAUAAGUACUUCAUACCUCUGGGAACAUAAAAAAUGAUAUAAAAAUAUUGCAUAACAUUUUUACAUCGAUAUUUUAGCAAUUCUUUGGUAUGGGGUAAUGUAAGAUACCAAAUUGUUGAGCUAAUUACAUAUAAAAUCAUAAAUUGUUAGCAUACAAUAUGAGUAGUUAGCUCCAAAUAUAUUUCCCUCCUGACGGACAACUUUGAAACGCAGGGAUCG
Messenger RNA from Folsomia candida, 1961 nucleotides. Its product is annotated as OTU domain-containing protein 3-like. Gene Ontology annotation, molecular function: cysteine-type deubiquitinase activity; K63-linked deubiquitinase activity. The record is from RefSeq and is a predicted model, not a curated record. The transcript has 7 exons. Gene Ontology annotation, biological process: protein deubiquitination. NCBI's taxonomy places the organism in Eukaryota, Metazoa, Arthropoda, Collembola, Entomobryomorpha, Isotomidae. The coding region runs from base 26 to 1486 and encodes 486 amino acids.